Molecule: messenger RNA, 2203 nt
Organism: Neurospora crassa OR74A
Lineage: Eukaryota; Fungi; Ascomycota; Sordariomycetes; Sordariales; Sordariaceae
Exons: 4
Coding region: 335-1693 (452 amino acids)
Biological process (GO): cardiolipin acyl-chain remodeling; inner mitochondrial membrane organization
Cellular component (GO): mitochondrial membrane
Molecular function (GO): 1-acylglycerophosphocholine O-acyltransferase activity
Source: RefSeq, a predicted model, not a curated record
GUAACCUACCCUAGAUAUUUGGCCUUUUCCCAAUUGAUUCUAAAUCUGGUGUCAUUCUCUUCCUACUGCUUUCGUGGUGAUUGUCGCGAGGAGGGACGGCUAUCCAUGGGAUCGACCGCUUGCUCCAUGUUCCACUCCAGUUGACCUGACUUUCUGCGGAUGGCAAAAACGUUGAAAAGAAUGGAAGCCGGGCUUGACUCGUGAUAAAAAUUUCAAUAUACCUACAUUGGUCACAACACUUCUCUUUUUUUUCAUACCGCGCCACUCGCCGCUUUCUCUUGAUUCUUACCAGAACAGAGUGAUACCUUGACCGUCACUCUCGCCCUUUUCGGGAAUGUCGUCCAAUAUGACGUCGUCGGCAAAUUAUAAACCACCAGCACCGGCUGCAGAUGCUGCCACUGGCUCUCAUGGCACCACCACCGCCACCACCACCAGCAGCACGAUGGCCUCGCCGCAGCAACAGCAACAGCAGCAAAUACAGAACCACGCACAAGCGCCUCACAGCCCUAAUCUCCCGUCGCGAAUUGCGUCGGUGAUGAUUAUGGGCCUGACAGGUGUCAUCUCCAGGACGUUCUUGUACGGCUUCAACGAUAUUGAAGUCAAGGGCCUCGACAGGUUCAAGCAGCUUCUAGACAGUCGCGAAGAUCCGGAGAGGAGAGAGCGUGGACUUCUCACAGUCUCCAACCACAUCAGUGUUCUCGACGACCCGGUAGUAUGGGGCGUCCUCCCAUUAAGUUACGCCUUUAACCCGAACAAUCUCCGCUGGACACUGGCCGCUCAUGACAUUUGCUUCGCCAACCCAACAUUCUCCGCCUUCUUCACAGCCGGCCAAGUCCUCCCCUGCCACCGCCUCAAACACUCCGCGCACGGCGGCCUCUUCCAGCCCUCCCUAACGCAAGCUAUCCGCCUCUUAUCCUCCCAGCCUUUCACGCAACCCGGCUUCUCCCCCGCGCCCCUGACCUCCCCCGUUACUUCCCUCUCGACCCCUUCAGCAGUCGACAUCCCCGACCCCUUCACCAUCGGCACCCUCACCUACUCCACCACCGGCUCCGACUCCCACCCCGCCCCCUCCAUCUACACUCGCAACCGACACUCGUGGGUACACGUCUUUCCCGAGGGCUUGGUUCACCAGCACCCGCAGGUCGAUCUGCGGUACUUCAAGUGGGGCGUUGCGCGCCUGAUUCUCGAGAGCGAGCCUGCUCCCGACGUGGUGCCCAUGUUCAUCGACGGUACGCAGCACGUGAUGAACGAGGAGCGCGGGUUCCCGCGCUUCCUGCCGAGGAUCGGCAAGAAGAUCCGGGUGGCGUUUGGGGAGGUGGUGGAUUACGAGAGGGAGUUUGGGGAUUUGCGGAGGAGGUGGAGGAGGGAGGUGGAAAGGGUACGUCAACAGGAGGAAGAAGAGGUAAAGGCUGCUAAGGGGAACGAGUUGGUUGCUGUGGAGAACAGCAGCAGCAAGCCGCGGUUGCUGGGUGACUUGCCUGAGCAGCUCAAGUAUUCAGAGGAGGCGCAGAAGAUCCGGAUCGAGUGCGCGAGGAGGAUGAGGGAGCAGGUCCUCAAGGUCAGGAGGGAGUUGGGCGGGUAUGACGAGAGUGAUCCCAACUUUGGAGAGGCGAGCACGUGGGCGCCGGACAGGAAGGUCAAGGCGGAGAAGUACAAGAGCAGGGUGGAUGGGAGUGAGAUUAACCAGGACUAGGAGUGCCGUGGCUAAGUCUGCUCGUCUAUCAGCCGUGCGACUGUUGUAUGUGCGAGAGAGUGUGGGAGUUGAGAUGGAGUGAAAGAGAGGAAAAAAAAAAAACCAUGGUCCAGAGAGGCCAGAGCGCGACUGGCUAGCUGCUUGAGUCUCAGCCACCUCGGUCCGAGAAGAGAGGAGAAGUAGAGACAUUAUGGAUGUAUCUUGUAUGUAUAUAGAUUUGCGGUUUGGUGACAUGGGCGUCUGUGAUAGUUGGCGAAAUCUAGAAAGCGGGCGGAUCAAGAUAGAGCAAGGUUGGGAAAAGCAGUUUAUUGUAUUCCAUUCACGAGAUACAUCGGGAGGGCUAGCGGGGCGUGAAUACUGCCUUUUGCGUUGUCCACAGUCGAGUAUGAUCAUGAGAGUAGGGCAUAACUAGGGAUCUUAGAUCAAACAGGCCUAUCACACAUUCGGUCUAUUUGACAAGAUUCGUGUUCAUUGGCCUGGUUUAUGAGCAGUAAUUUAUACCGUGAAAAG